ACCUUUUAAGCUCUUUGCAUAUUAGUGAUUUUAUUUGUCUUUGGGCUACCCCCGUCGUCAGCCCCCCAAGUCAGAGGUUUUUGGGGUAUUAUGCUCAAAGACUUCUGACUUUUAUGCAUGUCUUUUUAAAGGGCUUCAAGGGUUCGUUGUUUGGAGGCUUGAAGGGUUUGAGGCGGUUACUUUUUGAAUUUUGAAUUUUAAUCGAUUUGACAGUUGAUUUGACAUGUGUCAGGCGGCGGAUUGGCAGAAAUUACUUAUUUACCUUUAAUGCCCCUACUUUACUCUCUUAUUUGUUUUAACUAUUGUAAAGUUUCUUCACUUUCUUUGCAAUCAUUCACCGUUUUCCUCUUCUCAGGUUAGUUUCUUCUCCAUUUUCACUUUUACUUUUUCCGAUCAUGGGUGCCCUUAAGGAUUUAGCGAGGUCAUUUUCUCGAUUGACACAAGAGGAGGUAGACCUGUUUUGUCUUGAACAUGGUAUUGAUAAACAGUUUAAUCCAACCGCCCCUGCUUGCGAUGCUUCCAUUGACAAACCGAUUCCUGGUUUUAUUGCUUUGUAUUGUCGGCAUUUUGAGUGGUCUAAUCUUCGUUACCCUUUUUCGUUUUUUGUUCUAAAUUUGCUUGAGUAUUAUCGAGUGUCUUUUGGGCAAGUACAUCCGAAAGGAAUGGCUAGGGUUUUGCACUUUGAAGUGCUGUGUCGUGCUUUAGGUUAUGAUCCUUCGUUGUUGCUCUUUCGGAGGUUCUUCCGGUUAGCCAAAAAUGGUGAUUGGUAUACUUUUGAGAACACAAAGGUUGAAACUUGUCUCGUUUCCUCCAUGGUUACGACCCUUGGAUCAUGGAAGAAUACGUUUUUCUGGGUUUCUGAAUCCAUUAUUCCUUUCAAAAUGGUGUGGAGGCAUCCGGAUGCUGUUCUCAACGAUCCGGAGCCUUCCGAGUCUGAAUUAAAUGAUGCCUUUCUUUCAGCCAUUCGGGGGUGCCCUUCCAGGGUUCGUCCUUUUCCCGAACAUUUGUUAGUGCUUUUAGGGGUUAGUAAUAUUUGGGCAAAAGUUGAUCGGGAUCCGGUGUUGAUGAGAAAUGGCCUUGUUAUGUCUGCUUUGGACUUCAUCAAAAGUGACGAUACGUCCGAUGUGGUUUUUGAAGAUGCUCCGACUGUUCCGGGUGAAAAUGUUGUUGUGAGGACCUCUGAGCAAAGGUUUGAGGGCUCGGGUUAUGUCAGUGUUGAAAAUGUGAAGGGUUUUACCAAGUCCAAUGUUCCCAAGCCUUCAACUCGCCGGUUAUCUCGUCGUUUACUGAAGGCUACUCCUCAAUCCACUUCCACUGAGCCAGUGGAUUUGAGUGAUGACAUCGAGGUUUCUGAGGAUCAGGCUGAGGCAGAGGUUGAGAAGGAGAAGGAAUUAGUUGUGCGUGGUAAGAAGGUUCGAGGGAAGAAGGGUGUUGCUACCCCUGUUCAAGAAUCGUCGAGCAGAGACGUUGAAGGGUUGAACCCUGAGGGCACUUAUGUGCCUUCUUGGUUGGUUAAGAAUGAUGACACUUUUAAGGAUGCUGCUGUUUGUGAAGAUGCUCUUAGUCAUCUUGCUCCUCCUUCCGUUCGUGAAGCUAUUGCUGAGAUGGAUGAUGACACUAUGUUAUCUCGCAUGGUUUUAACUACUUGCAACCUUGCAGAGGCAGCUUGGAAGAAGGAGAUUGAGGAUUUGAAGAAGAUGCAUGCCAUUGAGAUGGGUGACCUGAAGAAAAGCUUUGAAGCUAAUUUGCUGAAGUUGAAGGCUGAUCGAGAGGCCUUAUCUGUCCAGCAGAAGGCUUUUCGUGAAGAAAAGGAGGGGUUGAAGGCUUCCGUUGGUCAGGUGACUGCGGAUAAUCAAUGGUUGAUCGAGCAUGGGUUCCAGCAGGGAUUGAAGCCUGAAGGGUUGAAUGAGAAGGUUUGUGCUGAGGUUUUGGGCUCUUUGUCGAGGAAGAGGUCUUACUCCGGGGACAGUGAUGAUACCCUUUCCAGUCUGCCUGAAACCUCGAAAGAUGCUGGUUUGGAAACCUCUGCGGUUGGUGGUGAAGAAGGUGUGAAGGCGAAGAAGACAAAGAAAGCUAAGAAGUCUAAGGGUGAAGGUUCCAAGCCCUCUGAUAACUGA
Molecule: messenger RNA, 2117 nt
Organism: Helianthus annuus (common sunflower)
Lineage: Eukaryota; Viridiplantae; Streptophyta; Magnoliopsida; Asterales; Asteraceae
Exons: 4
Coding region: 396-2117 (573 amino acids)
Source: RefSeq, a predicted model, not a curated record